AUGCUUUGUAUCGAUUGCAAACAACUUGUUUGUUCAAGUUGUGCUGUGAUCGAUCACAAGAAACAUGAUUUGGACUGUGUAGAUGUGAUCAAAGAGUUGAUCAAUGAGAAGAAGUGUAAUGAUAUGUUUGAUAAGAGAUUACAAUUACUGUGGACAUCAGUACAAGAGCAGGCAGCAACAUACAAGUCAUUGAAUGACACUCGUAAACAGAUCAAUGAUCACUUCAAAGAGUUACACGAGUUCCUCAUCAUUGAGGAACACAAGUUGGUAUCACCCAUCACUCAACAGAUAAAUGAGACUCAAUCAUCAAUCGACAACAUCAUCGAUGAGAUUAGAGAUAUCAGUGCACUGUUCAAUCUCUCAACAAAUGCCAACAGCAACGACAAAAAUAACAAUGAGGAGGCAGAGCAAGAUGUCACGAUCAUUCAAUCAUGUACUUCGGUGAGGGAGUACAUUGACAAGACAUGCACUGCAUUGACAUCCAAGGAUAUUGUAACUUGCUCAGACCAUCAACUACUCAAUCAACUCAUUGAGAGCGUGGCUCGAAUUGAGAGUAUGCCAGAGUGUCCAGUCAUUGAUAGAUUCUUAAAGGUCACUUUACAAGCUGAUGGCCUCAACUUAAUCAAGAAGCAGGUUCAGUUGGCAUACUCAUUGAGCAACGUCACCGAUCCCAAUGAAGGACAACUCAAAGAACAUAGAGUUGGAGGUGGUUCGGUGUUCUCAUACGGUCCAACCGUUAGUACACUGUUCGACCCAAGAACAGGUGCAUCACGAGAGAUUAAUAAUAAUGGCGUUUUAAUGAACAACGUAACGAAAUGUGCCGUCUACGCCAAAGAUCACAUAUACUUCUUUGGUCAAGUCCCACAGUCGACAGUGUGCUCCAUAUUCAGGUACUCAAUGGCCACUCAGCUAUGGACAACACAUCAAUUGGAUUCAAUUCUAGUAUUGGGUGGAUACCCUAUGGCAUGUUACGAUGGCAACUCCACAAUCUACUUGAUUGGAAAAUACUCAUUGAGAAAUUCAUUGGUAGCAUUGAACAUUGACACAUUGCACCUGGAUGUCGUCCAGAGGAAGUUUACAUCAGGCUUUGAGAGACAUCGUAUCGAGUCAUUGUAUUAUUACAACGACUACCUCUAUGCCAUCACUCAUUGUCAUGCCACUCGCCAGAAUUUUCUGUGGUCGAUCAAUUGCAAAAAUCAAGGAGAGACUAGGCUCGUGGACAAUGACGUACCAAUCGAACGACAUUCAUCUUCUUACGAUGGCAAAGGAAAGAUAUACUUCUACAACCUCCAAUCUGGCAUUGUUCAAUGUAACCUAGAUACCAGAGUCUUCCGGUCGCAUCCACUCAACCAACUUCCACAACUGGACACGAUGCUUUACUUUAUUAACAUCAACAGUGUACUGCUGAAUGGUAAAUUGGUCAGAUGUCCAGACAGGCCAGUUGAUCACGACAACAUAUCAUGUUUGAUUGGUGGUUCAAACAUCGAA
Molecule: messenger RNA, 1488 nt
Organism: Acytostelium subglobosum LB1
Lineage: Eukaryota; Evosea; Eumycetozoa; Acytosteliales; Acytosteliaceae
Exons: 1
Molecular function (GO): protein binding
Source: RefSeq, a predicted model, not a curated record